Messenger RNA from Acanthoscelides obtectus, 530 nucleotides. NCBI's taxonomy places the organism in Eukaryota, Metazoa, Arthropoda, Insecta, Coleoptera, Chrysomelidae. The record is from the annotation of a GenBank genome assembly.
AUGGGUCGUCGGAGGUUUUCGCAAUGCGGUACGACCUGCGGUACGGCGGCUGGCACGAAAGCCUCAGGAGGAACCACUCUCUUACAUGAUAUUCGGCCGUCAUGGUCAAAAGUAUGUUCCUAUCUCAUCGAGGAACGGCUGCAUGUCAUAGCAUGCAACGCCCGGGGAUAUCAUUCUGCUACCAAGAAUUUUUUCACGAUAUCGCCAGUGACGGUGCCCAUUCUUCCCGACGGGUUACGUAUGAAAAUUCUGCUGAAAAAAGACGAACCUCGUGUGAAGUACCAGUUUGACCGAAACAUGUUGCUCACUGCGAAGCCACGUCUCGACCCGUCUAAGAAAACUGGACGUAUAGCUUGUCAUUCCGUGCCCUGACAACAUCGUCACCGCACAACGUCAAAGGACGAAUCAGAGAAUGCUGUAUCUGUCCAGAAGGUUGUCUCGGUAUCACCUGGUGCGUGGGCCGUACCAGUCCGAUCAAUCAAACCGCCAAUUAUUAUGUAAGUGCGGUGUAAAGUGGACGGGCUGCCGCC